Momordica charantia (bitter melon) is the source of this 1457-nucleotide messenger RNA. Lineage: Eukaryota; Viridiplantae; Streptophyta; Magnoliopsida; Cucurbitales; Cucurbitaceae. The record is from RefSeq and is a predicted model, not a curated record.
GUUUGAUAAAAUAAAAAAAAUAAAAAACCCUAACCCCGUCUGCCCCCUCUUCUUCUUCAUCACCAGCGGCCAAAAACCACGGACGUCAUCCUCCGGCGAGACUCACGGCGGCGCAGCAACCCAGAACAGGCGGCGACUCCACGACAAUGAUUCGCGGCGGACGGCAACGCGAACGAACCCACGGCGGCGUGUUUCAGUAGCAGCAACUCGAGCAACAAAACCAGCGGUGGGAUUCGAGUUUUUUAGUCCAGAUCCGGUGAGUCUCCGCCGUCUCACGAGCGAUUAGUGACAUUCCAACGGCGAUUCACGUUACAGCAGCGUUUUGAGGACGUUUGGCGGUGACCCACCUUGUUUGAAGCUCGAUUUGUGAUACCCACCUCCUUCGACAUUUAUUCGGCACCUACCCAUGCUCAAACAAAGGUUGAUUUGAGUUAACAAUUGCUUUUCGGUAUCAAACCAGCAAGUUUGAGUCUUUCUGAACUCAAGUGUCGGGCUCAUUCGACAUCGACCCACUCGUACCUCAAGUGGUUUUGGCUUGUAGGUAAGGCCAACCCAACUCUCAUUGAACCUAUUUAAGAAAAGAAAGAAGAGUAAGCAACCAUAAUCUCUUCAUAUCGUCUCAGUCUUAUUUCGGGAACAUGGCCGGCAGCAGGUCGCCCUCUGUAGUGAAUCGAGGUUUUCUUCUUCAGCGGAUUAGGUCUUGUCAGCGUAAUUGUCCUACCGUAGACGACAUCAUCGACCAUCUUCAAUCCAAUUACAGAGACUACGGGGGGCUCAAGAGAUUGCCAUUCUCUUCGAUUGUCCAAAGAACUCUUGAGUCGCUCGAAAUUUCUGGGCCCAAGAUGAAAAAGAGUAAUAAAUCCUCGUUAUCUACCUCGACAACGAAUACGAUGAAACGUCAACUUGUGGAUUUGGAAGAUCAAGAUGCCGAUCGUGGUUGUGAAAAUACCUUUCGGAAAAAGAGGUUCAAGAGAGUCAAUGUGAUUGAGCAGAGGUUGCAGAGUAUGGAAACUAUACCUCUUAAGAGAAUGCAGCAAAGUGAUAGGGAUGAUAUGUCUUCAAUGUCUUAUUCUGACAAGAGUGGCGACGGCGUCGUGUCAAUGUCGGAGGAAGCUAACUAUGGAGAGUUUGAUUUUAUGAACUCUAUGCUUCGAGCAUCUUAUACUGAGUCGAACGAAGCCAAGUCCAAGAAUCUGGAAUUGGACAUUGCCAUUGAAAAUAAUGAGGCUAAAAGAAUUGAUGUGGGGAAUGAAGUAAGCAAAGAAGCAUUGAGUAGGAAGGACCAGAGUUGUGUUGAUAAUGGGCCUAGGUUUAAAGAUUUUAGCAGGGAUGCAGGGUGUGCUGAAGGAAUUAAAGAACAAGGUGAUUGUGCCCUUCUACCAUUCGCAGCUGCCUCGGUAUCUUGGGGUCAGACCCAUCGGUGGAGUUUUGUUUCAUGGACCCCCUGGCUGUGGUAA